AAUUGACGAAGAAUACGAGAAAAUAAAAAAGAUGCAAUUGUGGUUAGUUUAGAAAAAUGGAAAAUGCAGGUGAUCGAUUCUAUGACAUUUUCACAAAAACCAUUUUCCAGAAAAUUAUUACUUUUUCUCGUAUGAAUUGAUUAAAAAAAUGGGAUAACAAAAAAACGCAAUGAUGUAACACAUAAAAAACGAUAAAGAUAAUUGAAGAAUGCAUGAAAUAAUAGGCUGGUAAGUAGAAAAACAUGAAGAAAUAAAAACAAUGAAUGGAAGUGGGAAAAGAAGGGAUCGGAAAGAACAAAUAAAUAGAAACAAAAUAAAAAACAUAAUGAAGAAAACAGUUUAAAUACUGUCAAUUUUCUGAGAAAUGGAGUUCUGCGUAGUGCCAAAAAACAAAGAUAAUGAAUUGUCAAACACUAUUGUCACUUCUGUAAAGAUGCAUAUUGUCCCACUUUAGUGGCUGUUUAACGAUUUUAUACGAUAAUUAUCUAACUAGUCGUCAUAUAGAGAUGUUUCUUUUCGAACAUCUCAUUAUCAAUGUGAAUGUAUACAAAUAUUAAACGUUGCAAUACGCAUUAGUUCAUACCAUAUUUUGCCUUUGCAAGUAGUUUGACCUUAUUUCAGUUGGUAUUAUCAUCAUUAUGUAAAAAAAUAAAGCAAAAGGAACACUCACGGGAAGUUUCAGUAGAAAGACUCGUGUAGAAACGUGACUAGAUGCGUGAUUAGCUCUCGAGGCAGACCUUACACAGAAGACUUGUAGGCUAAUAAAGCAUGGAUGCAUGUUUUCAUAGGUGAAGGUCUCGGUUGAUUGCUCAUUUCUAAAACGGGGGCUGCAUUUUGAAAACGCAGCCGAGCAGUUCUCGAUGUUUACUGCGCAGGCGAAGAAAUGGACGCAAUUCUACGUGACGACUAGCCGACUAGAAGGGUGACUUUGAGAACGAUGACAUUCUACGCAGAUAUGUGACAUUGGACUUGUUCGCUGAUUCUGCGAUGAUCUCGCUGUCUAGCAUACGUGAGACUUCGUGUGAAGAAUUCCGAUGAAUGAUUCAACAUGCUCUACGACGGUGUCGAAGGUUUUUUUCUAGGUGGAAUCCAACCGAGGAAUGCGCUACCCACAUUGAAUCAAUCAGGAAAUUCGAAUCUCUGCCUCUCUUGUGAUGCAUCUCUCCCUACUCUAAUGAAAAUCAAUUCCAGAAUAAAAAUGGGCUUUUUAGAUUUGAACACAAAGCAACAAGGACAAGUGAUGGCAUUGCGAGCUGGGUACAUAUAAAAAUCUUCAAGUUUGCUUUAUUAUAUGUUUUUCAACAUAUCGCGCAAACUUAAUAGCAUCAAUAAAAAUACACUUAACCUUAGAACUGUUAUCGGAAUGUCGAUAGUUGGUAGUAAAAUUAUUAAUAACUUAGUUUUUGAACAGAAGAAAUAAUAAAAAGUCGAAUUAAUGAUCUUGUAAUUUAUUAACUAAACUCAAUCAACUUCCAUUUUUUCGUCGAAAUUUCGGCAAUAAAUAUUCAAAAAUGUCUAACUGUCGUCACAGAAUAAAAUAUUGUAAACGGUGGAGUAGGGUGUCGGCACAAUUUUGUUAUGUAACUUUUCUUAUAUCCACACAUUGAGUUUUUAUUUCUGCAGCUCAACAAAAAUCAGCACAGCCGUCUGAAACUGAUAUCCCCUCAAAAAUGUCAUUUGUUAGUUGAUUUUUUACAAAUUAUAUGCUGAUUUUUAGCAAUUUUGACAGAAAUCUCGGCGAAAAAUAUGUUUGCUGGGGCUAGGCUGUGCGAAUCUCGGUAAAAUUGUAAAACAAAUUGCUGAGAUCACGGUAAAAAAAUAAGUGAGCAUGUCGGCUUUAAUGAGGUUCGUCACAUACGGUUACCGCUCCUGACUUCAUCUCGGCUCUCGUUUAUAGUUAGCUAGUAACAUAGAAACGUUUCUGACUGCGAUAAACAAGUGACAAGCUAAAGAUUGUUCAGAAGGUAAUAACGAAGUAGAAGUUGGAUACCUGGUGUAAGAAUUAAGUUGGGUGGGUGUACCAAUUGUCGCCAUACAUAAGAACAACUUUUUUUUUUAAAUAAGUAAAAGGCAUGUGGGUGGACUUUAUAUAUCAAGCGAAAGGUUUUACUUCCUGCUCCUUAGAAUAUUGGUUCCUUAUUUGGCAAAUCCUAUUGUUUUCUUAUGGAACUGGCCAAAUAGGGACUACUAGUGCGACAACUGGUGCAAAGGACGUCAAAAAUUAAGCAAAAUCAAUUUUUACAAUUAUGCUUCGCUUGUUUUGGAGGAGAUCAAAGGUUUUAUCGUAUCAUAUGAAUAUGCUUUAUCGAUAUGAACUUGGUUUGCGGUGAUUUGAUUGGCCAUUUGGCAUAUAAAGCACUAGUGCGACAACUGGUGCUAUAGCCACAACUGGUACAUCUAGCCUAGACAUGUUUUCAAAAACGAACGUCACAAUAUAGUGGUGAUGAUUUAUUGAGUGCUGGAGGGGAAGAGAAUGACUUAUCAUAGCCCGGAGGCAAUACAAUUUAAAUCAGCAUCAUUUAUAAAUUCAACGAUUCCAUAUAAUUCUAGUACUCCUGUAAAAGUUAUAAAAGUUGAUGUUGAAAACAAAAGAUAGAUUUAAGAAAUACAAAACCGGCUAGUUCUAUUUAAUAAUUGAGCAGCUUAAAAAAGCAUUAAAAAAAAUCACUGUUAGGACUUAUUAAUUUUAACUCAUGGCUAUAUUUCUUAUUUCAUGUUAGCCCAACACAUAGUAAAUACAAGUUCGUUUACUGCAACCAAUACCAAAAGGAUGAAAAAUGCAAACGUGUCCUAUACCUAUUUCUUUAUAAUAUUGGUCCAAGGAUUGCCUAGUCCUUUUAUCGUAAAUUUGAUAUUGCGCAUUUUCCACCUUUUUAGACAACUGUGCAGAAAAUUUCUGCACAGUGAAGAUUUCUGCACACGCCAGGCUCUCACGCACACAUGUGUUUAAUUUGACAGAUGUUCGAAGGAGAACGUAUUAUAUUGUUUUGGUUUCUGAUCUCGUGCGAAAGAAACUACACUUUUCAGGUGAUUUUUGAUCGAUAAAUCCAUACAUCUAAUCGGUAUAACUGAACAGAGAUCGAUUUUGAAAUGGAAUCCGAAUUAGCAGAUUACCAUCGGGAGGACGACGAAAUCAACCCUUCGUGUAUCGACGUAGAAUAUUUGGAUUCUUCAUAUAGAAAUAUGGAAUUCGACCCCAGUGAAGAUCCAAUUGGAGGUACCCCACCGAAUGACGAGUUUGAUUUCGAAAAAUCUGGCGAUUCAAUUGCAGUUCCGGUAGAGUCGGUAGAUGGAGAGAGGAAGGGCGGCAGCUUUUCGCAAGUACAACUCCCGGAUGGUCUCUAUGGUUGCUGGGUGCUUGUUGCUGUUCGCGAGUUCAAGGGACAUUCUUCCGGAAAGGAAAUUGGCAAGUGGGGUGUUGCUGGAAACACGCCUGAAGAAUUCAUUCGUCAGUGCUGGCUGAUGUCACAGCAAUAUCUGAAGCGGGAAGUUGUUUUCAGAUGCAACGAAAAUGGCGAAGCUACUCCUGCAUGGGGUAAGGAGCAUCCACAGGAAUCGGAUUUUGUACGGUUUGCUUUGUUCAACGAUAAGGCUAAUCAUAGAUAUUAUCCCGUUGACAAAGUUACUGCAAACCUUUUGCAUAAUUGGAAGAAGAAGGAAAUUCACCUCCUUCUGCAUGUUUACUCACUUUCCGUAAACAACAGAACUGUGUUUAAGUCAGUGAAGGAUUUGCUUUUGCAACCAGAAUCUCGAGACAGGGCUGGCGCUGCAUCCAACAAAACAGUUCAAGAUCUUGCCAAAAAGCUUCGUGAUAAGCAUGGAAUCAGUUGGCAAGCUCAAGACAUAGCUUGGAUGAUGUGGGCCAAUUCCAUUUACACUGCUGAUCCAUGCCUUCGAGAAAAUUUAAUCGACGAGGCCCCGCCAGCUCACUUGAUCAAACUGUUUUCCGCUAGAGAACAGCCUGUGAUUCGUUCCAUAAAACGAAAAUUUUCCAUGGCUCAAAGUGUAAAUGCAGGCUACCAUGAUGAAGUAGUUUUUAUUCGAAAAACUUUUGAUGAACUGGAAGAAACCGUACACCCAACCAGAGACUGCAACAUUUUAUUACAAUCAUGCAUUAAUUCAGCGUACAGUUUGCCAUAAUUUGCGACAUAUGCACAGCUUGUAUUAAGUCAACGGCAGACCCUUGUAUUAGGUACCCGGUCAUGAGAAAAUAAGAACUGGUUAUGUGUUAGUGUCUACAUUGAAUCUAAAUUUACAAUCCCCCAUCGAGGAGUGUAAUGCUGUAUACCUCGACAACAUCAGCAACCAUACAAAAAAAUUCGGUCAACGUCGGGAAUUGAACCCGGACCCUCCACACUUAGUACAUCUAGACUGACGCGCUAACCAUCUGGACUAUUUACCAGAUGAGGAACGACGCGACCAAAGGCAAUCAUAAUCCACGUUUCAUGCUAUGAGGAUGUGACAAGUGGAAGGGUAACAGGGAUAGCAAUGAGUGAUACGAGUGGAAUAAGAACCAUGCAUAUUUGUGUCCUUUUCCGUUAUCAAGCUAAAUGGAAUCGGGAAGAUUGUGUGGGUUAAAGUUAUAUUGCUGUACACGAUUCAUAUACUUGUUCUAGGAGGAGCCAACCAGAUUCGUUUGGAUGUAUUUAUCGAAACCAAGUAAACCGACUUAAUGCAAUGAGCUGUAUUAACAAGGAUGACAUUCUCUGAUCGGUUUGAAUGCGAGAUUUGAUACAAAAUGCUUAAUACAAAGAAUGUCACACAGAAUUGUUUUGGGUGUACACACUUUCACGACUAAGAUGGACCAGCUGAGACGAUGCAUCGAAGCAUUAGAAAUGCGAGAUGCUGUGGGAGAAUCAUUUAUUUCUGCAGCAGAGAAUACGGUUCGAGCGGAGGAGACAUGUUUUUCAGAUCAACUAGCGGCUCGAGUUCGUGAACAAGAUGAUGUGGAUCAUUACUGAUGUCAUUGAAGGUUUUAUCUUCUUGGUUCAUCAAGGGAAAGAUUUCAGUGUUUUACGUUGAAUAAAAAUCGAAUCAAAAUAAACGUUUUUGUAGUUUUUAUUCAAUGUGGUGCAUUAUGCCUAACUGCUUCUCUGAAUUUUCUUCAAAUCCAAGCUGUAUUAGGUCUUUUUCAAGCUCGAUUGUUGGAUCGAAUCGACCACCUCGAAUGUAACCACAUUUGCGGAACAGGUUUUCCAUUGGAUAGUUUGAGAACUGCUCCAUGACUUCCGCUACUACCAUAAGCAUAUCACGGCAGGCACAUUCUGUGUAAGUUUUUUUAAGGCGCUGUUUACUUAGUCCAAAAACAACCUCGAUUGGGUUAAAAAAUGGACAGUAAGCUGGCAGAAAAAUCGGAAUUAUACCCACUGAUCGCAGAUAGUAGAUGAUCAUGGGAUCACAGUGGAUUCGCGCUCCAUCUAGUAUCCAAACAGAAGAUUGUCCGGGAUACAUUUCAACAUCCGUAGAAUUUGUUAUGAACUUCCGGCAACAAUCAAAAAAUUUACUUCGGUUGAACGUACCUUCCGUACUGAAAACUUCUUUCAUCCCAUUCUGAGCAAUGAAACACAAUAAAGAAACUCUUGGCUUCCGGACAAAUUCUCCACGACAGAUCAGCCGUUCUCCUCGU
Molecule: messenger RNA, 5626 nt
Organism: Armigeres subalbatus
Lineage: Eukaryota; Metazoa; Arthropoda; Insecta; Diptera; Culicidae
Exons: 2
Coding region: 3091-4140 (349 amino acids)
Source: RefSeq, a predicted model, not a curated record